CCCAUCUCCUCUCUCGUCUCCAUCUCCAUCUCCAUCUUCAUCUCCAUUUCCAUUUCCAUCCUCGCCUAUCAUUAACAUCUUCCGCAAUGUCACAAAUGGGUUCAGUCUCGGGCUGGUACACGAACGCAUACGCGGGUACGUUCCGCUCAUCUCGCCUUCGAGCUCCUUCACUGUUGCCCAACCGUCAAAUUCCCGCGCCCAUCCAACAGACCCUCGUCAUUGAUGCCGCUCACAAUGUACACACGGGUGCGGAUGUACAGGGAGAAAAUGGUAAAAGCAAAGUUAAAAGAAGGGAGACGGUGUUCGGUCCGGAUGUCGGCGAAGAUGAUGAGCCGGGAUGGACCGAUGGAGCCAAAGAAGAAAUUAGUGUUGAUGUCGUCAAAAAAUGGGUUGAGAAAACCAAGGCUGAUGAAGGAUUGCACCCGACUACAACUCUUCAAGCGUUAGUGAACCUUAAACGACCGACACUGCUUCUGCAGCAAGUUGAGCAAUCCGAACCAGUCGAAGAGACCAACAAGCACGAUGGAAUUACCCCGAUCGCAUAUGAACACCAAAAGGGAGAGCGCGAAGAAACAAACUUCGCUCCACCCUUGCACACCCUCAAAUUUUCCUAUGACGCUACUACCCCUUCCGUUCGCAUCUCUCUUCUUCUAUAUCCUACGCCCCAACCUCCCAUCGAGGGGAAAGAAAGUAUUUUGGAGGACCAUGAACCCCGAUUGCUCUAUGACGGCUUGCACCCAGGAGGGUUUGGCCAAGUUUUCGAGCUGCCCAAGAAAUUCGCCAUUGAUUUAAGGUCCGCGAUCCAGGUGCCAACUGAGGAAAAGGAGGAGGAAGGAGAUGAUGGAAAGAAGGACACACUAGUAGCGGAUGGUAAUCCGGCUGAGCAGGUCCAUCAACUUGAUGUGGGAACUCAAGGUCAACAAGAAAAUCAGGGAAGGAGGAGGUUUGGACUCCUCAGAAGCAACAGGGCUGAUAGCGGUGGUCUCGAAGAGUCACAAAUUGAGAUGACGAAUCAGGGUGAAGGGCAGAAAGAAGGAGAGGCAAAAGAAGAGAAGAAGCCUAUUGAGCAAGGAAUGAGGGUCCUGAUAAGAAUCGAUGGUGUUGGCCCGCAAGGCGAGUCUUUAAAGAGACGAAAUGCCCAACUUACGCACAUUCUCAUCACUGGGACAUGGGUAAACGAUCCCAAUGGCAGCGAGAACCCUCAAGGUGGCAAGAGAGUGUGGGUCGUCAAAGUUGCCCGCCGUGAAGCAGUUAUUGGUACACACACAUUCCUCCUCAAGGAGAUAUUUGGUCUUUCUCAAGCAUCUUCUUCACCUGCAUACCCACCAACCUCUGACGACCCUUACGCUUCCACGCCUAACGAGUGCAUCGUUUGCUUGACGUCUCCCCGAGACGUUGUGCUACUUCCUUGUCGACACUUGGUAGUCUGUCGAGAGUGUGCCGUGGGUAUGGUUGAAUUUGGUGCAGGUAAUAGGGUGGCCCGAAGAGAGGAGAUGGACUCUGCUGAAACUGGGCAGAAUGGUGAUGCGUCUGGUGAAAAUGGCACUGGCGGUGGUGCUAGCAGCGGAGGUAAUGUGCCUCAGGUAGCUGGCGGCACGACAGCAACAGGGAGGGAGAGAAGGAAAAAGAAAGUCAAGGGAUGGUACUGUCCUGUUUGUCGACAGCCAUAUACUUCACUCCUUCGCCUAGCUCUUCCUGAAGCCUCUAACGUGCCAGCUCGACCUUCGUCUCGUGCAUCUGUCCGUACAACAAGGACAACGAAAUCACUCGCACCCACACUUCCCGACGGGGCAGAAAGGAUGCUUGAAAGACUUCGCCCCGAGGGGGCGGGAGAUUCUGACGAGGAUGCGGAUGCAGCCAACGAAGCACAAAUUGACGAACCGGAAAGGCCGAGAUUUGUGUUGGGAGAAGACAAGGAAGAGAUCGAGCACCACGAGAACCUCGAAAAGUCACCAGACCCGGCGAUGGUGUCGACUGCCGUUCCGGUCUCUACUCCUGCGUCUGUUUCUGAUGGUGAGCACAGCGUAGGUGAAGGCGGCCCCAAGGGAUGGAGGGAAGUAGCAGCCUAGUGUGAUAUGGUUCAUUGUGGUGUUUUCAGUUCACAUCUAUGUGGUGCUUGGCGUACUUUUUCCUGUUUUUGCAACAGUUGGUUGUCGGCAACUUGUAUUGUAUGUUUAAAGCAUAUUGUUCUGCUACUUGAUCAACGUAAUUUGAGAAAUAUGUAUGCAAGAUUGUUACGCG
Cryptococcus deneoformans JEC21 is the source of this 2241-nucleotide messenger RNA. RefSeq lists its product as hypothetical. Gene Ontology annotation, molecular function: ubiquitin protein ligase activity. The coding region runs from base 87 to 2069 and encodes 660 amino acids. Gene Ontology annotation, biological process: protein ubiquitination. Gene Ontology annotation, cellular component: cytoplasm. Lineage: Eukaryota; Fungi; Basidiomycota; Tremellomycetes; Tremellales; Cryptococcaceae. The record is from RefSeq and is a predicted model, not a curated record. The transcript has 5 exons.